Molecule: messenger RNA, 8005 nt
Organism: Haliotis rubra (blacklip abalone)
Lineage: Eukaryota; Metazoa; Mollusca; Gastropoda; Lepetellida; Haliotidae
Product: Hermansky-Pudlak syndrome 5 protein homolog
Exons: 29
Coding region: 130-5205 (1691 amino acids)
Biological process (GO): developmental pigmentation
Cellular component (GO): cytoplasm
Molecular function (GO): protein binding
Source: RefSeq, a predicted model, not a curated record
GUGACUUCAUAGAAUCUGAACUUUUGUUGAUACAGUUCCUGUUCCCCAAAUCAAAAAUGACUGUACGUAUCCAGUAUAUUCACUUUGAAAAACAUCCAAGUGUGAGCUGAGGGAGUUCUCUGCAGAAGUAUGGCCUCUGGGGGUUGGUCACAUGUCCUCACAGAGUUGUGCCCCCUUGAUGCCCUUGAAGCUCCUCUGCAACGCUCAGCAAGACUUCGGUAUACAUGUGUAUCGGUGUCAAAGAAAUACAUCGCUCUGGGAAGCAACACUGGUGGUGUCUACAUCUUCACGAGGGACACACUCAAACACUUACAGGUGGUCUAUGGCGAUGUGGAAUCCAGCCCCCUGUCAUGCACAGCCCUCAGCCCCAAUGACAACUUUGUGGCCUACUCAACUGGGUCGGGUCACGUAGUUGUCAUGGAGAUGAACAUAGAGAAGCGUCAGAAGCCGGAGCGAAUCCGGCUGACAUCAGAUCAUGUUGGUUGUACUGUCACCUGCCUUCAGUGGGGGGGACACAACUUCAAGUUGUUUGUGGGUGACAAUGUCGGCAAGAUCACUGUGUGCUACAUACCAUCAUCAAAGGCCAAGACCCUGUUCCUCCAGCCGUCUGAAAUCAUCCUGCGUCUGGACACUACGGUAGUGCAGCUGGACUGGUGGGGGGAGAAGCUGUUGGUGUCCACGCUGACCAGGAGCUACCUCCUUAACACCAACAAACAACAGUAUACUCAGAUCGGGAAAAAGCUUAGAGAUGGAGAGUAUGGGUCAUGUUUCUUUCUGGAGCCUAGUUCACAGUACCCUGUCAUCUACUGCUCACGGCCUGGAUCUCGUGUCUGGGAGGUUGACUUUGAUGCCAAUGUCCUCAACACCCAUCAGUUCAAACAGCUACUGGCAAUACCCCCUCUACCAGUCAUCAAGUUCCACGACCCUGUGGUGAAGUUUGCUGACCCAUCCCAAGUCUACACAACUCAGUCUGUCGGCUUCAACAAACUCUGCAGGCUCGGUCCGUACCUGAUAACAUGGUCUAAUCGCCGGGUGUAUGUGUUUGAUCCGGUACGUGUCAGGAUCAUUCUGUGGAAUGAACAGCCUGCCAAUGUGUUGGAUAUGGUGACAAGUGGGACAGAGAUAUACAUCUUCCUGGCGGACCAGUCCCUGUGCCGCCUGCAUCUCCUUCCAGUGGAGCGGUGUCUGCAGCUGCUGCUGGCCAAACAGGUGUGGUCGAUUGCCGGGGAACUGUUGUGUUACCUUGACAACUUUGUUGCUGUGCCAUUCAUCCAGAGACAUAUCAAACUUGGCUCCCUGUCUGAGCUGGUCAGCAAGCUGCUGAAUGAUGGCCAUGCAGACACAGCAAACAGAGUUCAAGCUAUCAUAGAUGAGAUGUCAAACUUGAGUGACUCCACAGAAUCAGACAGCAUGAAUGGGGAUGUAGCUGAUGGUCAGUCAGCGUUUCUAGACUCUGCUGUCAAACUUCCUUCUGGAAUAUUUCUUGUCAACAAUGCCAGCAAAACGUCCCUUGAAGAGGAACUUUACAAUCCUGCAGACAGUGUGCAGGCAAGGUUCACUGUCCGUGGAGGAGAAAACAAGAUGGCCUCCCUCCAGGAUCAGACACUUCUGCGGUACAUGAGCAUGGACAAUCUGGACUCCAGAUCCAAGUAUGGCUCACAUCAUCAAGAUGCAGAGGGAGAAAGUGGAAUGAGGAAGUCCUUUUCAACAACAGACUUGGACACAAUCAAGGAUGAAAGACAAAGUGUUGUAGGUGUGGAAACGGAAGAGGCUAUUUCAAGUAGUACUAGCCUUCAUAGUGACAAGCCUGAAAGUCAGAAUGGUGAAUCACAACCUGAUAAUUUUGUCGAUGUUGAUUUAGACACUGAGGAGGUGAGAGAACAGAGUACUGGAAAGGUGUCAAUGGGGAAUAACUCUAGUGACAGAAUAAAGAGCAUUUACCCUUCAAAGGAAGAAGCAACAGAUGAUGAUAAUAUAAAUCAAGUGCCUUCUAAACCUCAUCAGGACAUAUCACCAGCACUGGAGGAUGCCGCACCAGUGAUAGCAGAGUCUGUGUCACGUCGGUCUGGAAAAACAGGGAGGAAGAAGCGUGUCAUGCAGGUGGACAUUCCAUCACCUGGGAUCUCAACUUCAGACAUCAAGAAAGGCAAAUCCCAACUCCACAGAUCAGCCAGCACAGGAUCCAUGAAGAAAACAGCCAAGAAAAAAGAAUUGAAAUCUGUUCCAUCUGUCACCAUUCCAAUCAUUGAGGAAGACUCUGACAGAAGCCUCUAUAUGAAAGUUGAUCAAGAUUUUGACACUAUCUCCAUUGACACUGUCAGCAGCAUUGAUGAAGACUCACAAAGUCGGGCUGGGGACAUGACUCCAGAUACACUUUCUAUUGGUGAAGGUGACAACGUGUCAUUGUAUUCAACUCACAGUAGAUCAAGAACCCCAAUAUUUCAUAUAGAGGAGGAUCCAAUUCCAUCUCUCCUGCAACGACUUUCUGCAAGUGGUGUAUCAGCCGAAGAUUCUGCCACCAACAGCAAAGAUGGAUCCCCUGUAUCCCAGAGUUCCCUGGGGCAGUCGGUUGACAGCAAUGGAAGCGGGUCACCAAGUUCACAGUCGCCAAAGAUGGCCCUACUAGCAGUCAAGGAAAGUCUCUCUCUCAAGUUCUCCAGCAAGACCAAGUCUUUCAUGCAGACAAUCCGGAAGAAGAGCCUACUGAGCAUGCCCAACUCUCUGCCAGAUCAGCCUGGCCCAGAACAAGAGGAGACAACUGGCCUUGUUGGAGAGAAACCAGACACUGAUGACACAAACAGAACAGAAUCAGAGUGUUCUUCUUCCAUGAAUCCCCUGAGCAGGUUCUCAGCAUCAGUUGAUCUUACCGAGCUGGAGUCGUCCACAGCAUUCACCAAGAGAAAGCUCCAGGACAUCACUCUUCUGAUGAAUCCAGAGUCUGCCAGGUCAAUCCUGCGGGACUGGAUGACAGGGCUUCACAUAGUGCUACAGAAACUUCACCAGGAGGUCGAACAGCAGAGGAAGGUUAGGCUCAUGGCAAGGAAAUCAAGAAGGCGGCAACUCAGCAGUGAAAAGAAAGCCAUCUUGAUAAAAGACAGAAGUAAGGAUGACCCUGAAUACACAGAAGAUGAAGUCUUCAGUCAAGAACAACAUGGGAGUAGUGUUACGCCUGAAGAGACCCAAUCGUCAUAUGAAGGUUCCGUAGGGCGAAGAGGGUCAUCCAGUGGUUUGGAUGUAAUGGGUGAUGGACACAAUUCAUUUGACCAUGAUGACAUGGAUGGUUGUCCAUCAUCACCAGUGGACAAAUCCAGACAUAGAAAUUCCAGUGUGGAAGAGCAUCAGUGUGUACCUCUUGAAAAUGGUAACCAUUUAGGGGGCUCUGAUAUGAGUGACACUGAAGACGAGGAUCCUGACCAGUUUAAACCCAUCAACUGGGCAGACAUCAAUCACAUCAACGAUCCCUUUAAAAUGUCAAGAAAACUACAUACAGAUGUAGCAGAGUUGUGCUCCCUUUGUUUACAAUCCGGUUGUCAUGGCAAUAUAUCAGAAUACAUUUUGCCUAAUUUUGCAAGUAGGCAUCCAAGUACAAACAGCAGUUCAGGAGUUACUCCUACCGAUGGCAGUGAGUCAGGCAAUCAGUCCACUAGUCAACCCAUUAGUCCAUCCAUCAGUCCACCCAUGCCAACACAAUCAGCAGCAGAGACUCAGGGACACCCAGGCAGCCAUGGCCACAGUGAUGGGUUUAUGUGUGAAGCGUACUGUGAUGCAUGUGACAGCGAGGUGGCCACUGUUGUCAGAUGUUACUACCACUUUUUAAGUAUGGAUCAACUUAGGAAGACUGUGAGUAGCUGGCGGAACAACUGGCUACAGACAUGGACGUCCAUGGUGAAGGCUAGUCAAGAACUUGGGGAAGGUGACCCUGUCUGUGAUAAGAUCCUGGCCAAAGACUACAAUGGUGCUACAGACUUACUCCGAUCUCUCAUCCUGCCAAACAAACAAGCCUUCCUGGGCCAUGUUGCCAGAUUAUUCAGUGCUAGUUCAUCUCGUGCUAUAGAGUUUGCAUCAGAGGUCCCAAAAUUAGUCUCCGUACAAGAUAUCUUGAACCUCUGUCAUCUCUAUGGAAACCAAACCUCCACCAGCAUUACCAAAUACGUCCACCUGAGACUUGGAGAAAUGCCAUCAUAUCUCAGGUUGCAGGUUGUGAAACAGUUGUGUGUCCGGCAGUAUGUGAGGCUGGCACUACUAGGAAGUCUUUUGACCAGACAUCCCAUACCUGAUGUUGACAGUCUUCAGCCAAGGCCAGGAAGUCACAUGAUCAAGAAAGCUGAUGCAGACCUCAUUGACUGUGUGCUUGACCUUUGUGCAGAACAAGACUUUGAUGCAACUCUCAGUGUAUGCCAAAAACAGAGCUACUGGGCAGGUUGUCUCCAGUUGUGGAAGAAGAAAACUAUGUUGUCAUGGCAACAAAUGCUGCAACUGAUUGUGAAACUUGGUGAUAUCACUCUCCUUGAUGAUUCACACUCAUAUGGUUAUCUCCCAAAGACAGCAGAGGAAUGGGAAUACUUCCUGCACCUGUACACAGACUCACUCUCCUCCAGGCCAGCUUCUGAUUGGACAAAUAGUCUGACGUGGGAGGGAAUCAGUGAGCUGAUGGUGAAGACAAUUGGUCCAAGCGUUGCCAUCAUGGUGUUGCAGGAAUGUCAUCUCCCAGAGAGAGCAUUGUCACCUCAGUUCUACCAGAUGUGUAUACUAGAGUCUCUUGUGCACCGCCAACAGAGACUGGUUGUACACAAUAUGCUGGAAAAGGUGGACACAUACCUUUGGGCAAAAAAACAACCACAUCUCGCUCCCCAGCUUUUGUAUGCGGUGCGGGCAGAGAAGCAAAGUCGUUUGGGGGCAGAGGAGGACCGACAGGAGUACCAACAGCUGUUUUCCCGGUUGUCGGUGAAGCAGCACAGCGAGGGACGCAGCAUGGAGGAUGCAGAAGCUCACUGGGGCAUCGCUGCGAACAUAACUGGAGGCUGUCGGAACUGCGCUAUCAGUCUCACUGAGACGGUGUCACACAUCGUACCUGGAGUCAUCAUCUUUACUUGUGGUCACAGCUUCCACAAGUUCUGUGUUCCUCUUAAAGUCUGUCCCCUGUGUCAUGAUGACCUUGAGUUGGAUGAGCAUCUUCACAGGCCAAAUGACACCACAAUCGACUGACCCUAGACAAGACUAGCAUUUCCACAGGCCUUGUGACACCACAGCCGUCUGACUUCAAAGAAGACAGGUACCACCAUGGGCCAGCUUCACCACAGAAUGUUCACUUCAAGCAAUGUACAAGUACCUCAAUCGACCGGCAACUCCACAGCCGACUGAGCUCAAACACAACCAGCUCUUCUGCAGGUCCAUAACCACAGCCAUCUGAAACUAAACACAACAUCCAACUCACCAUAAACAACACAAACACUUCCAUGGGCCCAGCCUCACCUGUCACUAUCUUGUAUAAAAAUCUGUGCCAGCACAUAGCUUCAAGGUGUGGAGCUGUAGGCUUGUAAAUUUCAAUUAAAUGCAGAAUUUUGUCAGCACCUGCAGCCAAUGAUAAAACAACCCAAACACACAAUCAGUGCAAACUUCUUUCAGUGUAGGUCUGUUUGAAAAGAAAAUAGACAUGACCAAGAGUAUUAGAAGGUUGUCUUGUUUUAGUGUCAGUUUUUCAUAUUUUGUAUGUUCAGGUUUUUUUUAGAUGUGCUGAUGAAUAUUCAGAUUAUACAAGACAAAUCUUGUGGCUAACAACUUCUUGAUUUAUUUUUCACAACAUUUCUAGUUGUUAUCCAUGAUUUUUCUUGUAUUACUACACCAUUUUCUAAAUGCUUUUGAAGAAUGUUCAGAUUGUCCUAAAGUAUGAUUCAUGUGCAUGAUAAAUUAAUUACAAGUAACUCCAGGAGUUAAGAGUUGAAAUAUCACCUAUUGAGUGAUAUGUGACAGAAACCACAACAGGAUCACUACAUACAUAGAUACAGACAAGUUGCUAGUACACAAGUACACAGAAUAAGAGAUGGCACUGUGCAGUUACAGUAAUGGCUGAAUGAUAAUAUUGUACUGUCCAGUUGGUGAAAGUCUGUCCCGAAAAUAUUACAAUCCAAUAAUGAGGAAAGAACAGUAUGUCUUGAAUGUGGAAUGAAAACUCCUCUUAAUUAAUAUAAAUCUUGAACAUUGAACAUAUUCUCAGUGUACCUGGCCUUGGAACUACACCUGCAAGUGACUUCCAGACCAUUCUUAAAUGAUUAUCCUGAGAACAUGAACAAUAUAUAUUUCAGACUCAAGACAGUGACAGACAAAUCCAAACAGUGCACCUACCUAUUUGUCUUGUGGUCUUGGGAAGUACAAUAUCCUGCUUACAAAAUUACACAACUCUUGCAGUCAGUUUAAAUGAUGACAUAGUUAGAAAUGGUUAAAUGUGGUUAAGUCUCUUUCAUCUUUGUGAUUCUCUGUGGGAAAACAUUUAUCACUUACAUUUGGGAAAGCAUGUAUUUGUACAGAAUGUCCAUUAUACCAAACAGGUUAUUCCCUGAUCUCAUUAUGAUUAAAAAAGAACUGCCAUCUCAGUUCCUAUGAAAAGGUAGUUAUUUCAGUGUUAGAUUUUAGUAAAUGUAAAACACCUGUUUCCUUAUCCUUAUCUUUGUAUAUAUUGUAGUGUCCUUUAUACAUUUGUGAAGUGCUAUUAUAUGAUGCUAAUCAUGUAAAUAGUUUGGUAGAGUGUUACCCAUGUUGUCAAAACUUGUGCCUGAUCCGUUUCCGCUGUACAUGAUCAAAACAUGAACAAAUGGUCAUGCCAAUGGUCAGAUAAUACUUUCCUAACUACUUUAUAAAUUAGUCAAAUGAACUUAGUUCAGUGUUAAAGUUGAAAUUAAUCAUGAUGAUAGUGGUCUACCUUUAACACUGUUUCAUAAACAACAAUUCCAGAUGAGGGAUUCAAUAAUCAAAUAAACAGAAUUAGGCCAGACCAAUUUUAUUUCUUGUUUUAAGGAUCAGCCUGUUGUAUUUUGUCAACAAUAAAUAGUAAAAUACUUUGAGUAUUUAGAAGGAAUAUUACUUUCAUUGGUGAUUGUAUUUUAUUGUUUUUCCCUCCUGCCUUUAGGUUUUCUGAGGACAAACAUCCGUAAAACAAGAAAUAAAAUUGGUCUGGCCUUACGUUCACUGACCAUCUGAUAUUUACUGUAAACAGCAAUGUGAUGUCAUACCUUGGCGUAUUCUCCAUGUCAACAGCCAAUCAUGUAAUAUUUGAAUGAUCAACUACACAAUUUUGUUCAUGAAUGUCCUAUUGUUACCAGUGACUUUGUAAUUAGUAAUGAAUAUCUCAGUCUUCCCUUCCUGUUAUGCAAGUGCCUUGAGUGCAUUAUGGAUGUCCAGGGGAGUGAUGUGGGGUGGCACAGAAAUGGGAAGCUCUGUAUAAGCUGUAUUCCAUUUCAUAUCUUAUAUCUGAUUACCAAUUGUCAUGUUACCUUAUAUGGCCAGAUAAACAAAUAACGGACUUGUCCAUUAUUAUGCAAAUGUGUAUGGUGUACCUACCUCAGAACUAGGACUGAAACAUUGUAAGUAAGUGUUGAGAUGACCAUAGAGUAUUAGCUGGUGUUUGUUUUGAGGGUCUUCAUGGGUAUUGUGCUUAGCAUAAAGCAACUAAAAUGUACUAUUGUAAGUGUAAACAUUUAUCAUAAAAGAGUAAAUAAAUACUAAAUGUUCCUAAAUAUUGAUAACAUAAAAUUAAACCUUUCAAACUUAAAACUAAUUAUGAUUCCUCCAAUCAGUUCAAGACAUUUUUAUUGACAAACAGGAAAAAAAUACUUUUGUUAACACACAAAUUAUACUGACUUUUGACUUGUGUGCUAUUGAAUGAUGGCAGUCAUCCUUUUUCAUUGCUACACACAACUGUUAACUUGUGAUACUACAAAUAUACACAAAGGCAAAAGUUAUAGUGAUUGACUUGAAGUUAGAUAUGCGAAUUAACAACUGAUAUUUUUAU